Molecule: messenger RNA, 1512 nt
Organism: Phoenix dactylifera (date palm)
Lineage: Eukaryota; Viridiplantae; Streptophyta; Magnoliopsida; Arecales; Arecaceae
Source: RefSeq, a predicted model, not a curated record
CAAACGGCAGCGGCGGCAGCAAGAGAGGCAGAGAGCGCGAGCGAGCGAUGCACCGGCCGUUCUGCCCCCUCACCGCCAUGUCCUCCUCCUCCUCCUCCCUCUCCUUCGAACCCAAACGAAACCCUAACCCUGGUCCUAAUUCUUCAAACCAUAUUCCCAAUUCGAGCUGCCUGCUGCCGUGCAAGCACUCGUCGUCGGCGACCCUCGACCUUCUUAUCCUCGUCCUCGUCCUCUUCUCCUGCGCUUUUCUCAUCAUUUCUUCCGUCGUUCCCCUCUUCCGCGCUCUCUCCCUCCUCCUCUUCCCACUCCUCCGCCCCCUUGCCGACUCCUUCCACGCCGCCCCCCUCCCCUAUCUCGCCGCCCUCUUCCUCCUCGUCCUCCUCGCCACCCCCGCCGUCGCCGCUGUCGAGCCCUCCCGCUGCGCCCGCCCCUGGUGGCCCUUCUGGCCCCGCCGCCGCUGCGGCAACCCCCGCUGCCGCGGCCUCCUGAAGGCCCUCGAGUUCGACCUCCAGUUCCAGACCGAGGAGGCCCUCCGCUCCCCUCCCGCUGCUGCCGCCGCCGCUGCCUUGUGGAAGGAGAUCGAUGGCCUCCCUUGGAAGGGAGGGCAGCAGGGGAACAAUCCUGACUACGAAUGCCUCCGCGCCGAGCUCCGGCGGUUGGCUCCACCCAACGGCCGCGCCGUGCUGCUCUUCCGCUCCCGAUGUGGGUGCCCCAUCGCCAAGCUCGAGGCCUGGGGCCCCAAGCGGGGCCGCCGCCACAAAAAGGGCAUGGCGACUUUGGCACUUGAGGGUGGAAAAAGCGGAGGCAGCUUUUUUAGGUUCUCAUCUUGUCAAUACCUGUUGACGUGAAUGACAAGAGCGUAGGACCUUGCUGGGACCUUGGCUGACAGGUCACUUUCAUGGGAGGCUGGUUUCUGUGGGAUGCAUGGCAUUGAGGGAGAGAAUUCUGUGUGUUGUCAAAUUGUUCGCAUUCCUCAUUCACUAACAAGUCUUGAUUAAUCCCUUUCUCUUCUAGUUUGCAGUGGGGCCUUUGGUCAUAAAAUUGGAUUGAGGUUGUGAGAUAAAAUUAAGAUGUGGUUGGCUUAGAAGAGAACAUUGGAAGGUAAUUUACAUAGAUCCAGUAAGUGGUGGGUUCUCGUUUAUUUUGCUGCAGCAUCCUGUGUGGCUUCCUAAGGUGGGGGAGGGUACAUUCUGUGGGGGGUUUAAUGCAAGCUUUCUUUGGACUGAUCCUGAUGCUCUGGUAGAAUGCGGCCAUUUUAACUUGUAGAAAAGAUUCGGCAAAAGAUUAAAAUGGUGCUGUCAAAUUUUCAUGUUUUGAAAUGUCUGCCAGUGAUAAUGUUGUUGUAGCUAUGGUGAUAUUUUUUUUUUUUGUUAAAAACUAUGGUGAUAGUUUGAGGUGCACCUGUUGCACUAUAAAGUAAGCUGUUAUUUAGCUGUCAUCUUGUUUUAGUAGCCUUCAUGUAUUGGAACUGCUAUUCCAAUGUUUGUUUAAUUAAAAAUAUAUAUUAAAUUC